Molecule: messenger RNA, 1611 nt
Organism: Verruconis gallopava
Lineage: Eukaryota; Fungi; Ascomycota; Dothideomycetes; Venturiales; Sympoventuriaceae
Exons: 1
Coding region: 1-1611 (536 amino acids)
Source: RefSeq, a predicted model, not a curated record
AUGGCCUGUGGAAAUAAUGAGUACGCUGGUACGUAUCCUUUCAACGAAAAGAGUAUCUUUCUCGUAGAGCUUUGUGCAGAUGCGCACAUCUACCUUUCUAAAGGUCUAGACCUCCCCCCAUAUAUCAAACGGGAAAUUGUUGGGCUCGAGCAGACAAUCCUGCUCAAAUCCGCCGAGGGAAUAAUACAAGAACGAAAUAUGCGUACGAUGGCCACGGAAGUCGAAACAUUUUGGGAUCAAGUCUAUGCUUAUGCAUUCCUCAAUCAUGGCGUGCCAGUACCUCCAGCGAAGCUAUUCGAUCUUUCCAAGGACAGAAGCAGACCUAUCGGCAUCGCUGGAAUUCCAGAACAGCAGAAAGCACCACUCGAGUAUUUUGCAACUCUGGUUAGGCGUUUCAGUUCGUCCAUGCCUGUGUCUGAGUCCGUGCGACGGCGUCUGCAGUUUAUAGAAGAUGCAAGGUCAGGUGAAGCGGAUAUGAGCGAGAGAGAAGUGGCUGCAUGCAAUUGUCCGUAUUGCUGGGUGUACAUGGAGGACUUGGCUAAAUACAUGGACCACCUGUGGACACAUGCAGUGGAUGGUGAGCAGAGCAAAGAGUCAGAAGUAAAAGAAGACGAGGGCGUGGUGAACGAUGUACGAAGAAGCGAUCAUGAGAUGACCGUUCGUGAGACGGGCAAUGAAGAGAAAAGGAGAGAGGAGGAGCUUCAAGAGAGAAAGGACUCUGGCUACGAGGGAACCAUGCCUUUGAUGGGACCAUCGCAAAACCCAGUCGAUCAAAGUCCUACUUCUACAGCGUCUCAAGGUGCAACAGGGCAGACGCAAAGCAUGACAAGUGCGACCCUCGCGGGGAAGAAUACAGAUGAUUCUGCUGCUUCGUCCCACAGCUUCGACAUUGGGUUCUGGAGAGGGCUUCUCCAGCUACCUAUAGCCAGAGCUUUUCAGACGUCUCAGGGCCAGACAGAUAUAUCCUUUGGCGGCCAUGGAGGAGGAGCACACAGAGCGCUGUACGAACGCGACAGGGCCGCACAGGUGGUUCGUUCCAACAUGAAGUCAAUUUGGUGGUUUGAUCCUUACAAGAGGGAGAACAAUCCCUUCCAAAGGCCCCUUUGUCGCCACGUGCAGGCGUCUCGGCGCAUGGAUGCAGGACAGGUCUACCAAGGAAGAGACUCGGAUCCAAGUGACGAAGGGUUGACAUCGAGCAUAUCGAACUUUGCUAAGCAAGGCCAGGCGUCAAGAUCAGACUGGUCGUCGUCCGCGUACCUUGUGAAGCCAUCAGAUACGGAACUGGCGAAUAUCUCCGCUCCCUUAGGAGAUCAGCGACACUGGCCUCGAUCCCCUUUCUCAGAUGGACGCGAUGACGAUAGGGCAGGCGUUGGAAUGUCGGCUGGCUCUUCUCCAGACGCCUCAUCGGCACCCAUGUCAUACGGGGAAGGACGUUACUGGGUGUGUGCACACGCCACAGACUGUCGACGCGAAUUCGACAGCUUGGUGUUGUACGUCGAGCAUCUUAGCAGGCACGGUUAUGUCGUGUACAAAAAGUGGACGGAGCUGCAUCCGCGGGCGUCUCCUGACGCGUUGCAAGAGGCACGGACGACGUGGGGAUGUGGGCUAUAA